UCAUGGAGAGGAGUACAACGGUUAUCAUUAGUCGUGACUGAUGAACGUGGAGUGAGUUGACUUAUAUUUACGUUCUUGAUAUACUGCAAGAUAUUCGCAUGUAAAAAUUGAAUAAACGUCAAAAUGAAAACCGGAAAUCAAAUUAUGGCGGAAGCCCUGAAGAAGCAGGGUUUGAAUUAUGUCUUCGGUAUCAUGGGACAUCCCGUGAUUGACCUGGCCAUAAGCAUGCAAGCUGUUGGUUUACAAUAUCUUGGUUUUAGAAAUGAGCAAGCUGCUUGUUACGCCGCGCAGGCUUAUGGAUAUUUAACAAGAAAACCUGCAGUAGUAUUAUGCGUUUCCGGUCCGGGAUUGCUACAUGUUAUUGGUGGUAUGGCGAACGCACAAAUAAAUUGUUGGCCUGUUCUUGUAUUGGGAGGAUCCUGUCCGGAGGAUCACGAAGGGAUCGGUGGAUUUCAGGAAUGGCCGCAGGUCGAAGCGAGUAGGCCCUAUUGCAAAUAUGCUGCCAGACCACCAUCGGCCGGUCUAAUUCCAAUGCAUGUCGAAAAAGCUGUGCGACUCGCUACUUAUGGUAGACCAGGCGCCGUUUAUCUCGAUUUACCUGCUACUUUAUUAACGCAAGAUGUGGACGAAAGCAAAAUAUUUAAGGCUUUACCUUGUCCGCCACCACCGUUAUCUUAUCCUGAUGCAAUAUUAAUCGAACAAGCAGCGAUUUUAUUGAUAAGGGCGAAGAAACCCUUGGUGAUAGUCGGCAAGGGUGCCGCUUAUGGUCGAGCUGAAGGUCCAGUGAGAGAGCUCAUUUCUUCAACCAAUGUACCCUUUUUACCGACACCGAUGGGAAAAGGCGUUGUACCGGAUACGGAUGAGCAUUGCGUUUCCAGCGCACGAACAUUCGCGUUGCAGCAUUCCGAUGUUAUUUUAUUGCUAGGCGCGAGAUUAAAUUGGAUGUUGCAUUUUGGACGAUCACCCAGGUUUCAAAGUGACGUCAAAAUCAUACAGAUCGAUUUGUGCGCGGAAGAAUUGCAUAAUUCGGUACCGUCUGCCGUCGCCAUACAAUCGGAUAUUGCACCGGCGACGAAAUAUUUGAUAAACGCGUUGAAAGGUCGAAAAUGGCACGUCGACCGAAACGAUUUAUGGUGGAAGGAUCUUGCGGCGAAAAUUGAGAAGAAUAAGCAAUUAGUUCAACGCAUGUCAUUGGAUACCAGUGUGCCUCUGAAUUAUUAUACCGUUUUUAAACAUAUUCAAGAUGUUAUCCCGAAUGAUUGUAUCAUUUGUUCCGAGGGAGCUAAUACAAUGGACAUUGGACGAACCAUUCUCUUGAAUGAUUUACCUCGUCACAGAUUGGACGCCGGUACAUUCGGUACGAUGGGCGUAGGGCUUGGAUUUGGAAUCGCGGCAGCUCUUUAUUGUAAAGACAAUGCGCCAAAAAAAAGAGUAAUCUGUGUGGAAGGAGACAGCGCUUUCGGAUUUUCCGGGAUGGAAAUUGAGACAAUGUUUCGAUAUAAAUUACCGGUGAUUAUUAUAAUUGUUAAUAAUAACGGUAUAUACGGUGGUUUCGAUGACGAAACUUUCAGACAGUUGCAGGCAUCUGGGGAUCCAACGCAAGUAACACCUCCAUUUUCUUUGACAUCUGAAACUCAUUAUGAGAAAAUAAUGGAAAUGUUUGGCAAGAAAGGAUAUUUUUGUACUACUGUGGAGGAAAUUCAGCGAGCAUUAAAUCUAUCUCUCAAGGUAAGAGAUAGUCCUAGUUUAAUAAAUAUCAUGAUCAAUCCACAAGCAGAUCGCAAGGAACAACAAUUCAAUUGGUUAACGGAAUCAAAAUUAUAAAUAUGCAGUGCACUAAUUGCAAAAUACGUCAUUUAUAAUUAUAAUAUUUCCAAUCUUUUUUUGGAAAAUUAUAUUUUUUAUAGGUUACUGAUUAAUCACUAAUAUUAAAUAAUAAGAGUGCAAAGAUUUUGUUUAGAUUAUGAACUUCUUGCAUUGGAGUCACAUUUUUCAUAUGAUAUAUUUUUUGCAAUCCAAAAAUGUAAAGCAUAUCUUAUAUACAUGAUUAGUUUGUCCUGAAAGAUUGAUCAUAUGCAUGAGACAUAUUUGACAUUCUUAGUUUGUAAAAGAUACAAUGUCCAGAACAUGUAAUUACAAUGCAAGGGAU
Molecule: messenger RNA, 2149 nt
Organism: Camponotus floridanus (Florida carpenter ant)
Lineage: Eukaryota; Metazoa; Arthropoda; Insecta; Hymenoptera; Formicidae
Gene: Hacl
Product: 2-hydroxyacyl-CoA lyase 1
Exons: 12
Coding region: 124-1824 (566 amino acids)
Biological process (GO): fatty acid alpha-oxidation
Cellular component (GO): peroxisome
Molecular function (GO): thiamine pyrophosphate binding; catalytic activity; magnesium ion binding
Source: RefSeq, a predicted model, not a curated record